GCCACAUUUCGCUCGAGCUAGAUUUUUCUGGGUGGGCGAGAGUCUUGUCUCCUCGAUGACUUGUUCGCUUGCAUUCCAUCUUUAAUUGGCCCUUAUUCGACAUCACAUUCUGAGGGUGAACUGCUGUACUUGAGCGCUGCGGCGGGGGGGCCAGCGGCUGUGUGGCAAUGGAGAAACAAUCCACCCAGGUUUGUCCUGCACAGGACCUCGAUGUCGAAGCAAGGACACAGCCCGUCGAUUUUCCAAAGGUCGAACCGACAACAUCAAUCGGAGCAUCACUCGCCCAAACCGAAUCCGACCCCUAUGGCUGUCGCCCGGCGUGUUUCAGCAGUCUCUUCCAAGAAUGCCUCUUUGUUCUUACCACGACAAUCGCUGUGGGACAGAGUUCGAUCUUCACCGGGGCAAUCCUCUGCAUGACCAACUAUAUCGGCAAAGAUCUGAAUAUGACAGCAGCUGAAGUGACCUGGAUCAGUGCUGCCCAGACCCUCGCAGCAGGCACAUUCUUGCUCUUCUUCGGCCGGGUGGCGGAUUUGUUUGGCAGAAGACUGCUCUUCCUUUGUAGCCUGGCCUUUUUCAGCAUUUGCCUGCUCAUCACGGGCUUUGCCACCAAUGCCUACUUUUUGGAUAUCUUCUGUGGUCUCCUGGGCCUCAGUUCGGCAGCUUCCGUUCCCCCAGCCAUUGGCAAGCUCGGCGCGGUUUAUGACAGACCGAGUCGACGGAAGAACAGAGCCUUCGCCUGCUUUUCCGGAGGCAAUCCGGUCGGUUUCGUGCUUGGGGCAUUUAUCAGUGGCGUGACCAUGCAAGUUGCCAGCUGGAGAGCAGCAUUCUGGGUCAUGGCGGUGAUCUAUGCUUUCUUCUUCUUUGCGGCCCUGUGGACCACUCCACCGGAUACCGAACAGACACUUGGAGGACUCAACAUGGACACCUUUGUGAAAUUCGACCUUCUGGGAGCCCUUCUCGCCGUGGGUGGCAUUGCCAUGUUUACCGCCUCCCUGACUCUGGCGGGCGACGCUCCACGGGGAUGGGGGACGCCAUACGUGAUUGCCUUGUUAGUGGUUGGGCUUGUCCUGGUCGCUGGCUUCAUCUAUUGGCAAAGUGUAUUCCGGUAUCCACUCAUGCCGUUGAGAGUCUGGAAAGAUCGAAACUUCACCCUGGUGGUGACGGUGCUCUGCCUUGGGUUUUAUGGCUUUGCGGGGAAUCUGUUUUGGUUGACGCUACUCUGGCAAAGGAUCAACCAGCUGUCGCCGCUGAUGGUCGCUGUCCAUCUCCUCCCAGCGGGGAUCGGAGGAAUUCUGGUCAACGUGCUGGCAGCAAUGAUUAUGCACCGAGUUUCAAACCGGGUGAUCAUGAUCAUCGGGGCUGUGAGUGCCGUGAUCGCUUCUGCCCUUUUCAGUGCGAUAUAUACCUCGAUAUCGUUCUGGGCUCUUGCGUUUCCAGCUCUAUUAUUCAGCGUGCUGUCCCAGGACCUGGAGUUCACGGUCACCAAUAUGUACGUCAUGUCGUCUCUUCCCAGUGAGCAGCAGUCGGUGGCAGGAGGCCUGUUCAACACGGUAACCCGGCUUGUUGCAACGGUUGGGCUGGGCAUCCAAACGAGCAUUUACAACACCGCCGGAGGGGCCGCACAAGGGGUCGGGGCUGUCAGAUAUCGGCCGUAUCAAGCCACGUUUUGGGUGUCUCUGGCGGGCGCGGUUGUGGCAGUAUUUCUGGUGCCUUUCUUAACCAUCGGGCGUCAAGGAGGGCGAAAAAAGCAUGUUAAUCGGGGACAUCAGGAUUAAAUGGUGUCGAGCAGGUAUACAACACCGAUAGAGAGACACAAGAAUUUGCUUCGGGCGUCGACCAAUUGAAUUCAUAUUUGGAUAGUCCUCAUCGGGUGCGCAACACUUAGUCGGAGGAUCACAUCGGUGCUGGCCGUAGGCAAGG
Molecule: messenger RNA, 1920 nt
Organism: Cladophialophora immunda
Lineage: Eukaryota; Fungi; Ascomycota; Eurotiomycetes; Chaetothyriales; Herpotrichiellaceae
Exons: 1
Coding region: 168-1775 (535 amino acids)
Biological process (GO): transmembrane transport
Cellular component (GO): membrane
Molecular function (GO): transmembrane transporter activity
Source: RefSeq, a predicted model, not a curated record